CCCACACAACUAUCUCCCAUAAGCUCGAUUCCAGGCAUUUAACCAUCCAUGUCCGAACUAUUAAAUAUCGGUUCGCAGUCGAGAAAGACUGGUCUCAGGGCCAAGCCCAACACUCGGCGCGACGAGCACGACAUGGAGGACUUGGAUGACUUUUUUGCAGACGAGCCAUCGGGAAAACCACACCCAAAACAGCUGCAAAACAGAUUCCGUCAGCCACCUAAACAAACAAGCAUUACCAGCGUCGCGAGAACGCUUGACUUCUCCAAAUCUAACCAUCUUCUCCCCGUGUCGCAGUCAAGCUCCCACACUGAUUUGGCGCUAGUGAGCAAAACCUCUCCACUUCUUUCCCCACUCCCCUCGCGGCGGCAGCUGACACGCGAUCCUUCUUCAGAUGACAACUACCAAGAUUUUGACAUGGGCGCUGAUAACGAGAGCCAGCCGAUGGAAAUCGACUCUCCAGAGCCCAGGGCUUCUACGCAACAGGAACGGUCACACAAGCGGCUUUUACAGGACUUGGAGACACUUGGCGACGAUUCAUCGGAGGAUUCGUUGUUUGACGACGAGCGGCUGAGAUCUGGUUCGCCGCGGAAUCGGCAAUCCACAUCGCCAGAAGAAGUGUCACAGCCCGUUCGCGGAAGAAAUGGGCGGAAUCAGCGUUCAGUGGAGCCUUCGCAACCCGUCCGUGGUGGAAGAAGGGCCAAGAGGCCCACCAUUGUUGAAAGUGGUGAUGAACUUGAGAAUGUCGCUGAAACUGAGCAGGAGGAAAGCGAUUUGGUCGAGGUGGCCUCAAAAGCAAAGCCGUGGACCCGAAAUAACUACACAGGCCAUGUUAGACGAUCGACACGACGCCGUGUGGAGCCGCUAGCAUACUGGCGCAACGAGAAGAUUAUCUACACCGCAAACCUGAAGAACGGGAUCCACGUACAAGAGAUCCAGGACGUGAUCCACAUGCCCAGUAACCUGCAAAAACCGCGUGCAAAGCCAGGGCCGAAAAAGCGCAAGACACCCGUAUCUGUGCCCAGGGUGCGUGGCGUACCCGCGAUGGAAGGUGCCAGGUGGUACAAGGCGGGUCAAUUGGCGGCGGAGGUGUUUGAGGGUUAUGGCAGCGACAAAAAGGUCCAGCGGACAAUUGCCUGGGCUCCUAAUAAGGAACAGUAUGUGUCGUCAGUGGGGGACGAUAACGAUACCAGCGCGGAACGGUUCAAGUUGGCGAUUUUGUUUGACGAAAACCGUGACUUUGCGGCGUCCGGUAUUCUUACCAUCGCCGCGGGCUCAUUUAAAGGGCUUAAAUGCACGGAUGACACGUACAUGAUCUUCCACGUGGUCCAGGGCGUGGUGGAGGUGGAGAUCAGUCAGCAGACGUUUGUGGCUGGUGAGCGGUGUCUGUUCGAGGUGCCCAUGGGUAACUUUUACGCCUUGCGAAAUGUUGGCUCGGUAGACUUGAAGUUGUUUUUUGUACAGACCAAGUAUGUUGUGGCGGAGCCGGCAGAUGAGUGGUCUUGAUUGAGAUAAUGAUAGCACGAGAAGUUAGGCUCGGCCAAAAGGAACUAGAAUGGCGUAAUAAUUCAAUAUUAAUGAAG
This is a messenger RNA of Babjeviella inositovora NRRL Y-12698, 1580 nucleotides long. It is a transcript of the gene MIF2, whose product is annotated as Mif2p. Lineage: Eukaryota; Fungi; Ascomycota; Pichiomycetes; Serinales. Gene Ontology annotation, biological process: attachment of mitotic spindle microtubules to kinetochore; kinetochore assembly; spindle attachment to meiosis I kinetochore. The record is from RefSeq and is a predicted model, not a curated record. The transcript has a single exon. Gene Ontology annotation, molecular function: centromeric DNA binding. Bases 49 to 1503 code for a protein of 484 amino acids. Gene Ontology annotation, cellular component: kinetochore.